AUGAAUAUCGAAGAAUCGAAUGGACAACGAUUGUAUAAUAAAAGUACAUGUAUGACACGUGAAACAUUAGCUCUUUCAGUAGAUGUUACUAAUCUGUAUGAUAAAAUACAUAGCGAUGAUGUAGGCAAUGACAAACAAAUAGCAAAGAAGGCGAUAUAUUAUGCUUAUAAAAUGGACUCGGAAUUGGACAAACGUAGAUGUUCUACAGGAAUAGAAAUGAAAAUGAUAAAAUCCGCUGGAAAUCUAUUGAGCAAGCGUAGUAAAGAUAUCGCGUAUGAAACCUUAGCGUCAACGAAACGUACUUCAAAUGUAUAUGACACAAUUCAAAGUGGAACAGGAAAUAACGCUCUCGAUAGACAAACUUCACUAGACAAUACGAAAGUUUAUACGAACAUGAUCUUCGAUACGACUGACUUCAAUCUAACGGAAAACAAUCCUGAUACGGCUAAAUCGUUUGAAGUGUGGACAAAGACAGAAUCUCAAAAAGAGUUACCUGGCGAAUAUGAAAAUUUUACAUUUCAACGUAUGAAUCAUCAAGACGAAUUUAAGUCAAGGAAAAAUAAAGCAAUCUGCAUUUUCCUUCUAAUUACAGUUCUACUAAUUACAACUAUAAUAAUCACAAUGGUUUUCACUGUCUUUAAGGAUGAUGAUGUCGAAGAAUGUAUACCGUUCAUUGCACCAGAAAAUGGUUUUAUGGAAGUUCUACACGAAAUGGGUUCCUUAGUCGUCGGUACAAAAAUAACUAUCUCCUGCAGGGAGGGAUAUUUUGUUGACGGAAACGAUACUGUUGUAUGCUCUCCGAAUAGAACUUGGUCAGAAUCUCCAACAUGUGAAAUUAGGGACUGUGGAAUACCAUCAGAUAUAACGAAUGGUCAUACAAAUGAUUUAGAGAAUACAACAUUUAACAGUACAUUCACUGUCGAAUGCGACGAAGGGUACGUUGCAGUGGGCAUUAUAACAGUCUUGUGUGACAUGAAUGGGACAUGGACUGAACGGCCAAACUGUAGACCUGUGUCUUGUGAGAUUCCUCAAGUUUUAGAUAACGAAACUAAAAUCGUGUACAACGAUACCACAUUUGGUGCAACUGCAAACUUUAGAUGCAUUGAUGGAUACUCGCUAAUGGGCGCCUCGUUUACCACCUGUUUGAGUAAUGGCAGUUGGACACAGAUUCCUUCGUGUUUCAGAACGAUAGGAUCAGCAUGCGAAGAAGCAAUGGUACUGCACGACCUUGUACGAAGAUCUAGAAUAUACCAAGCUGAUGGUGUACAGGGCAGUGACCCGUUUGUCGAUGACGAAUACCUGUUCCCAGAUUGGUACAGUGUCAUUUUCAACGGGAAACAGUAUCUAAUGUCAGGUGUUAAUACUAUGCCGCAGUACAACUUUUGUGGUACUGAGAACCCGAUUUAUCUUAAGCAUCCCCAUCCAGAAGUAGAAACCAUGGCUGCCACUGCGACUGUCUGUGAAAAGACGUCUUCGAGCGACUGCCAGAAUAUGCACACUAUUGCUAUCAGAAAAUGUGGAAAUGAUAACAUCCAGUAUUUUCUGCCUAGAACAAAUAGCAAGUCUGCAUAUUGUUUCGAUCCGCCAGAUAUAAAGAAUAUUACAGAAUUCUGA
Mercenaria mercenaria is the source of this 1614-nucleotide messenger RNA. Its product is annotated as complement receptor type 2-like. Lineage: Eukaryota; Metazoa; Mollusca; Bivalvia; Venerida; Veneridae. The coding region runs from base 1 to 1614 and encodes 537 amino acids. The record is from RefSeq and is a predicted model, not a curated record. The transcript is spliced from 5 exons.